UGAGCAGCCAUACCCAGGAAGGUCUGUAUGCAUGAGUAUUGGAUGAAACUCAGCCACAGCUCUCCCAGCUUCGGACCAGGGAAGGACACGAACGAUGACCUUAGGAACCUGUCCCUCUCUGGCCAUGUGGGCUUUGACAGCCUCCCUGAUCAGCUGGUCAACAAGUCCACGUCACAGGGCUUCUGCUUCAACAUCCUCUGUGUGGGAGAAACUGGCAUUGGCAAGUCAACCUUGAUGGACACCCUCUUCAACACCAAGUUUGAAAGUGACCCCGCGACGCACAACGAGCCUGGCGUGAGGUUGAAAGCCAGGAGUUACGAGCUGCAGGAGAGCAACGUCCGCCUGAAGCUGACCAUCGUCGACACUGUUGGCUUUGGUGAUCAAAUUAACAAAGAUGACAGCUACAAGCCCAUCGUGGAAUACAUCGAUGCCCAGUUUGAAGCCUACUUGCAAGAAGAGCUGAAGAUCAAACGGUCCCUGUUCAACUACCAUGACACCAGAAUUCAUGCCUGCCUGUAUUUCAUUGCCCCAACCGGACACUCGCUGAAGUCCCUGGACUUGGUGACCAUGAAGAAGCUCGACAGCAAGGUGAACAUCAUCCCCAUCAUUGCCAAGGCUGACACCAUUGCAAAAAACGAGUUGCACAAGUUCAAGAGUAAAAUCAUGAGCGAGCUGGUCAGCAACGGCGUCCAGAUCUACCAGUUCCCAACGGAUGAGGAGACAGUGGCGGAGAUAAAUGCCACGAUGAGUGUCCACCUUCCUUUUGCUGUGGUUGGCAGCACUGAAGAAGUGAAGAUUGGCAAUAAGAUGGCAAAAGCCAGGCAGUACCCCUGGGGUGUUGUGCAGGUUGAAAAUGAAAAUCACUGUGACUUUGUGAAGCUGCGGGAGAUGCUGAUCCGAGUGAACAUGGAAGACUUGAGGGAGCAGACACACACCCGACACUACGAGCUGUACAGGCGCUGCAAGCUUGAGGAGAUGGGGUUCAAGGACACGGAUCCAGACAGCAAGCCUUUCAGUCUCCAAGAGACUUACGAGGCAAAGAGGAACGAAUUCCUGGGUGAACUCCAGAAGAAGGAGGAUGAAAUGAGGCAGAUGUUCGUCAUGCGGGUGAAGGAGAAAGAGGCAGAGCUGAAGGAAGCAGAGAAAGAUCUUCAUGAAAAGUUUGACCAUCUAAAGAGGACUCACCAAGAAGAGAAGAAAAAAGUGGAAGACAAAAAGAAGGAACUUGAGGAAGAGCUGAACAACUUUCAAAAGAAGAAGGCAGCAGCUCAGCUAUUACAGUCACAGGCUCAGCAGGCAGGUUCUCAACAAACCAAGAAAGACAAGGACAAGAAAAACUUCUUCUUUAUGUAACCGUCACCUUGCCAAAGCCCCCACACCCUCUCUCCCAGUGGGAGCACUGGAAGAGCCUGCAGCCCCUGGGCAGAAGAGCCAUCUCAUUCCUCCAUCACAUCUGCCCUUCUGCUCCUUCCCCUUUUGUAUUUCUCCCGUGCAUCUGAGGCUGAGCUGUGCUCUGUGUCUCUGUGGGACCUUCUCUGCUCCCGGCGUGUCUCCGACAGAAUUGAGGCUACCAAAAAUGACAGAGGUAACUGCUGGAGGUGACAGUUUGGCCACAGUAUGGAACACUGCACUGAAUUAGGGGGUUUAGUUUAGUUUUGUUUCGUUGGUUUUUUUUUUUUGUCCCUCCCCAUUUUCCUUCCGUUUGCCAUCAUCUGCAUGUCUUGCUGGUGACAGAUAGAAUGGCAGACUGUGGAUGAGUGUGAGUAGCCAGAGGACUUCAUUGCUGCCUCUAAAACUUAAGCCUGGCUGCUUUGGACACCACAACUUCAUCACAAGUACCUGCUGUGCUGAAAAGGAGCCCUGAGACUAAGGGGACUCCUUGUUUUCAGCCUAUGCAGUUGGGUGAAGCAGAGGUGGCUGAUGUUCCACCCUGCUGCACUGCUGGCCAGUCAAGGCCUUUUUCUUUUCUGGCUGAUUUGCCUUUGAAUGAGCAAAGUGGGAAUCUCUUGUACAGCUGAACUGCCCUGACUUCUACUGAGAUCAAGGGCUUCUUAUUCUUUCCAUUAAGCCUAUAAUUAGAUUAUUUUUCAAACAGUCUUGAAUGUGGAGUAGUUGUUUAGAACUUGUUUGCUUUGGAAGUGGAUUCAGUCAAAGCUUGAAGUGCCAAAGUAUGUUUGAAGGUAAAAAAAAAUACCCCAACUUGUUGUAGUCUUGGUGUGUAGUGACCUCUAGCUGGUCUGGGGUGGCUGGAAGGAGACAACCUGAUCCUCUCAGGAUGUUUUUCAUGUGGAGUGAUGCACUUUUUAUUUCAACCGAAUACUAGUGAUUUAUUCUUCUCUGCAAACCUUGGCCAAGGAAUUCACCUCCUUUCACCUGCUGUGGAAAGGUAUUAAGUCAUCUAGGGUUUGGCUCUUCCAGUCUGGGUGUAGAGUGCAAGCUGCCAAGGAGCUCUGCUGAAAUCUGCUGGAUUUUUCUUCAGAAGCACAAUAUUUUUCAGCACUCUACAGCACUAGAAGCUUUCUCAAGCCAGGUCACUUUUUUUUUUUUUUUUUUUUUUUUUUUAAAGCAGCAGAAAACGUGUUUAUCCUGGAAACGUUUGCAACCCAAAUAAGUGAUUUUAUAGAUAGACUCAUACAGGUUAUUAAAUAUGGACUUUGAGUGUAUGCUGGAACCACUUAUCUGGUACCUAAAUGGAGUUGCUGCCUGUUGCUCAAACUGAAGGGAUGGUAAUAUUUGCACAGAUGUAGCUUAGGACAGAAUUUGCAUUAAUACCAAAAAUGAAGCCUGCUCUCUAGGCUUCAGUGGGCCCAGGUGAUGCCUGCCAAGGGUCUGCUUGCCAGCCACAAGAAAGCCACAUCUAGGAAGCUUUUCACAUUCACCCUUCUGAGGACAAAACAAAUCAGCUCAUGCCUCAGGGGUUGAAGCCUUAUGGGUGUUGCUGGCAUAAACCUCCCCUGCUUUAACUCAUCUGCACAGCUCUGGGUGCUUUGCUGACUGGGCAGAGGUUGCACCACUUGCAGGGGGGAGUCCUCUUUGUUCUGGCAGGGCAUAGGCAGCAGUGCACUGGCUGCACUGGGCCACCCAGCGGGUUGAGCCACAUGUUCUUCUAAAUCAGUCAUUGACUUUGCAGCUGGGGCUGCAGUGGGAUUGGAGCCUGCUGGUCCCUUGAGUCACCGUGAGUGGGGAGUGUCCCCUCCAGCCUGGGGUUCUCUGCACGUGAAGGCAGUCACUGUUCACUGAGAAAAUGUCUUGCCUAUUAAAAUGCCUGGGGUACCAGUGCUGUGCCUUCCCCCUCCCCAGUGUUGGUGUCUGGGCCAGUCUGUGGUGUCAGGGACCACCACCUCAGGUCUGGGGGGCUCAUCUCUGCAGCUCCCUCCAUAGUAGCCUCCAACUUGCCCAAAUACCCUACUGGUUACUUGUCUAGCCCACCUACUGGGUGGCUCCUGCAGCAUGUUUCUCUCCUUUAUGCUUUUUAUUCCUUAAGAAUUGUAGUACGGGUGUAUCUGGUGGUAGGAGGAGGCAAGCCUGUAAAAUCCCACCAGUGGGCUGCAGUCUCUCUUGAAAGAGCCACUUCUUUACUUCAGUACAGAUCCUGCUGGGCUCUACCUUCCCUCAUGCUGCUAAUGAGAGUGGCUUAGGACCCAGGCCCAGUCAUGGGUGGUUGGGCAUCACUGACUGCAAGUAAGAAGGAAAAAAGCACCUAGGUGGUGGUGUCUUUUUUGAUCCUGAACCUUGAGGCUAUCAAGGGCUACUUACCAUCAUCUUACCUGUGUAGCUGUGCCCAGUGACUCCCUGAAAUCUUGUGUGGCAAUAGGAAAUCAGGACCAAAUCUGCAGGUUUGCAACACUGAAGAAGUAUCUUGCUGGCCCCUUAUCUGCCAGCUCAGCCCUGGGCUUUUCAAGGAGCUCUCUGCCUUGAGGGCAUUUCUUCUGCCUUUUGCAAGUGCUGGGCUGUACCAGAGGAGGUUGUUCAUCAGCUGGAGGAACUUGGGGCUAGGUGACCCCUACUGUGUCAAGCAGGUUUGAAGUCUUGGUUGACUUCUAAACUCCAAAUAGAAUUUUUUGAAAAGCUUUGUAUGAAGAGAGAAGCAGGUAGGCACAAACCAAGUGCCAGCACUUACAUGGACUGCCUUUAUUUUGCAGCUCUAGAGUUUUGCUGGUGUCUUGAGUUCUGCAUGCAGCUCUGGACUUCAUGUCUCCAGAAGGACAUGGUGGAGUUAGAGAAGGGCAGUAAUGAUAAAUGGGGUGGAGCAGCAGCUGCCAGGUGAGAGCAGAAGGGCUUGGUGACCUCAGUUUGGAGAGGGAAAGGCUGGGAAUGAGAGGGAGGAGCAGCCCUACUGUGAGCUGGAGAUUGCAGCAGAUGUCCUCUAGAGGUCCCUUCCAGUCUACAUUUAUUUGUGGUUGUUACAGAGUCCCCUAAGGCUGGUGGUGGUGGAUGCCAACCUGCUAGUUACCAGAAUUGACACGACUAGGACCAGAGAGGCACUCAGCUAGAAGGAAAUCAGCUCGAAACAUGGAAUAACUUUCUUACAGAGCUGGUAGUAAACUUCUGGAAUCUGUUGCCUCAGGUUGUUGAGGCAGAUGACAUCAGCAGAAGGUUUUGGGGUUUGUCUUUUUUUGGUUGUAAAAGGUAAAUGAAUGGGGAACAGAGCCAUAAGGGAUAUGAAGGAGGUGGGGGAACAGAAUCACAGCAUGUCAGGGGUUGGAAGGGACCUCGGAAGAUCAUUGAGUCCAACCCCCCUGCCAGAGCAGGACCAAAACAAACCAGGGCAGAUCACUCAGGCAUCCAGACAGGUCUUGAAAGUCUCCAGAGAAGGAGACUCCACAACCUCUCUGGGCAGCCUGUCCCAGGGCUCUGUCAACCUUACAGCAAAGAAGUUCUUCCUCAUGUUCAGGUGGAACUUCCUGGGCUCCAGUUUGACUCCAUUGCCCCCCAUCCUAUCAUAGGACACAAGUGACAAGAGCUUGUCCCUGCCUUCUUGCUGCCCUCAUGUAUUUAUAAACAUUAAUUAGAUCGCCCCUCAGUCUUCUCCUCUCUAGACUCAACAGCCCCAGGUCUCUGAGCCUUUCCUCUUAAGGCAGGUGUUCCAGUCCCUUCAUCACCCUUGUAGCCUCUGUUGGACUCUCUCCAGUAGAUCCCUGUCCCUCUGGAACUGGGGAGCCCAGAACUGGGCACAACACUCCCAAGUGAGGUCUCACCAGGGAUGAGCAGAGGGGGAUGAGAACCUCCCUCCAUCUGCUGCAGACACUCCUCUUAAUGCACCCCAAGAUACCAUUGGCCUUCUUGGCCACAAGGGCACUUUGUUGUCCCAGGGAUAACUUGUCUCCCAGGACUCCAAGGUCCUUCUCCACAGAGCUGCUCUCCAGCAGAAUCAACUGACAUCCAUGAUGGAUGGUGAUGGAUACUGGGGUGGAGGGGAGGGGAUCAGAGAGCACAGAGCACGAUGUGAGACAAGGGGCUGAGCUGAGGGAGCCUUGCUGCUGGGGCUUUCCCACCUGUGGGUGCUGGGAGGAAGGGAUUGGGAUCUGUCCUUUUGGCUCCCUCCCUAUCAGCAUGGGGAGGGGACAAGCAGCGUGAAACCUGUUGGUGGACACCCCAGAGAGAGUUAUUUGUCACUCUGUGUCACCAAAUGUCCCCAGCAGAGAUGAGAAAACACCUUCAUCCACAGGAGUCCCUGGGUGCACAAGCACAGGAGCUGGGUGAUGAGGUGUAUCAGCAUCUCUCUGGGGCAGUGCUGGGAAAGAAACUGCAGAGAGGUUCUUGCCAUCGUGUCUUCAACACCCUGCUGAGGUGUUGAGGGAAGAUGGGAGUGUUGCAGCAUGGAAAGGUGAGCUGGGUUGUUGCCAGAAGGUGUUUGAAACGAGUACUGUGCUCUGCUAACACAUGGCUGCUGUGCACCUGGGUGCUGCCUGGCUUUGAGGGCACCAUGUUUAGUGGCAAUGUGCUCUGUUUGCUGAAUGCAGUGGUUUUAUGCUCCUGAGGGAGGUGAGGCAGCUGGGAACAGACCCUGCCUUUCAAACUGCUUUCCA
Molecule: messenger RNA, 6029 nt
Organism: Apus apus (common swift)
Lineage: Eukaryota; Metazoa; Chordata; Aves; Apodiformes; Apodidae
Gene: SEPTIN11
Product: septin 11
Exons: 10
Coding region: 28-1353 (441 amino acids)
Biological process (GO): cytoskeleton-dependent cytokinesis
Cellular component (GO): microtubule cytoskeleton; septin complex; cell division site
Molecular function (GO): GTP binding; molecular adaptor activity; GTPase activity
Source: RefSeq, a predicted model, not a curated record